CGGAGACCGCGGGCGGACGCUCUGCGCUGCUGGACCGGACAUUCAGUGACUGGCCCCAGGUAUUCAGCGGGAAACAAGCGGCAGAAGAGCGACUCGGGAGCAAGUGUGAGAGAGGAAGCGGCGGCGGCGACGCGGGGCCCGGGGUGGUGACAGCAGGUCUGAGGUGCACCAUAAAUACAAAAGACUGAAGUUACAAAAGAGAAAAAAAAAAGAUCGCUGCUAUAAUGACUCUGAACAAUACAGUAUAUUUUGUGCCAUAUAUGAAAAGGUACUGAAAUUUUACACCCUCCCCCCUCAAAUAUUUGUCAAUGAGAGAGAAAGCUGAUUGGGAUUUCAAAAGCAAAGUGUUUGCACAUAUUGGUCAUCAUGCGGAAAGGCGUGCCACGAGACCCAGAGAUUGCUGAUCUGUUCUAUAAAGAUGACCCUGAGGAACUUUUUAUUGGUUUACAUGAAAUUGGACAUGGAAGUUUUGGAGCAGUUUAUUUUGCCACAAAUGCUCACACCAAUGAGGUGGUGGCGAUUAAGAAAAUGUCCUAUAGUGGGAAGCAGGCACAUGAGAAAUGGCAAGAUAUUCUUAAGGAAGUCAAAUUUCUACAACAAUUGAGACAUCCUAAUACCAUUGAAUACAAAGGUUGCUACUUGAAAGAGCACACUGCUUGGUUGGUGAUGGAAUAUUGCUUAGGCUCAGCCUCUGAUUUGUUAGAAGUUCAUAAGAAACCACUUCAGGAAGUGGAGAUCGCUGCCAUUACUCACGGUGCCUUGCAGGGGCUAGCCUACCUGCAUUCUCAUGCACUGAUUCAUAGGGAUAUUAAAGCAGGAAACAUUCUUCUAACAGAGCCAGGUCAGGUGAAACUAGCGGAUUUUGGAUCUGCCUCAAUGGCUUCUCCUGCCAAUUCCUUCGUGGGCACACCUUACUGGAUGGCUCCAGAGGUGAUCUUAGCUAUGGAUGAAGGACAGUAUGAUGGGAAAGUUGAUAUUUGGUCACUUGGGAUCACCUGCAUUGAAAUGGCGGAACGGAAGCCCCCUCUUUUCAACAUGAAUGCCAUGAGUGCCUUAUAUCACAUUGCCCAGAAUGACUCCCCCACGUUACAGUCUAAUGAAUGGACAGAUCCCUUCAGGAGAUUUGUUGAUUACUGCUUGCAGAAAACGCCUCAGGAAAGGCCAACAUCAGCGGAACUGUUACGGCAUGACUUCGUUCGACGAGACCGUCCACUUCGUGUCCUUAUUGACCUUAUACAGAGGACAAAAGAUGCUGUUCGUGAGCUAGAUAACCUACAAUACCGGAAAAUGAAAAAAAUCCUUUUCCAAGAGACACGAAAUGGACCCUUGAAUGAGUCACAGGAAGAUGAAGAAGACAGUGAACAUGGAACCAGCCUGAGCAGGGAAUUGGACAGCCUGGGCAGCAACCAUUCCAUCCCAAGCAUGUCUGUGAGUACAGGCAGCCAGGGCAGCAGCGUCAACAGCAUGCAAGAGGUCAUGGACGAUAGCAGCUCUGAACUUGUCAUGAUGCAUGAUGAUGAAAGCCCAGUAAAUUCCACUUCCUCUCUUGUGUACAAGAAAUGUUGCCACACUGCUUUUUCCAAUAACAUGAAUAUCACUGCAUCUCUAGACUGUUUGCUUCUCCAGGACACCUCUCUUCAAACACCACCUAGCCGGGAUCAUGUAUUCAUAAGGGAUGAGGCGGGCCACGGCGAUCCCAGGCCUGAGCCGCGGCCUACCCAGUCAGUUCAGAGCCAGGCCCUCCACUACCGGAACAGAGAGCGCUUUGCCACGAUCAAAUCAGCAUCUUUGGUUACACGACAGAUCCAUGAGCAUGAGCAGGAGAACGAGUUGCGGGAACAGAUGUCAGGUUAUAAGCGGAUGCGGCGCCAGCACCAGAAGCAGCUGAUCGCCCUGGAGAACAAGUUGAAGGCUGAGAUGGACGAGCACCGCCUCAAGCUACAGAAAGAGGUGGAGACGCAUGCCAACAACUCGUCCAUCGAGCUGGAGAAGCUGGCCAAGAAGCAAGUGGCUAUCAUAGAAAAGGAGGCAAAGGUAGCUGCAGCAGAUGAGAAGAAGUUCCAGCAACAGAUCUUGGCCCAGCAAAAGAAAGACUUGACAACUUUCUUAGAAAGUCAGAAGAAGCAGUAUAAGAUUUGUAAGGAAAAAAUAAAAGAGGAGAUGAAUGAGGACCAUAGCACACCCAAGAAGGAAAAGCAGGAGCGGAUAUCUAAGCAUAAAGAGAACUUGCAGCACACACAGGCUGAAGAGGAAGCCCACCUUCUCACUCAGCAGAGACUGUACUAUGACAAAAACUGUCGUUUCUUCAAGCGGAAAAUAAUGAUCAAGCGGCAUGAAGUGGAGCAGCAGAAUAUUCGGGAGGAACUAAAUAAAAAGAGGACACAGAAGGAGAUGGAGCAUGCCAUGCUGAUCCGGCACGAUGAGUCCACCCGAGAGCUUGAGUACAGGCAGCUGCACACGUUACAGAAACUCCGCAUGGAUCUGAUCCGGCUACAGCACCAGACUGAACUGGAAAACCAGCUGGAGUACAAUAAAAGGCGAGAGAGGGAACUGCACAGAAAGCAUGUCAUGGAACUUCGGCAACAGCCAAAAAACUUAAAGGCCAUGGAAAUGCAAAUUAAAAAACAGUUUCAGGACACUUGCAAAGUACAGACCAAACAGUAUAAAGCACUCAAGAAUCACCAGUUGGAAGUUACUCCAAAGAAUGAGCACAAAACAAUCUUAAAGACACUGAAAGAUGAGCAGACAAGAAAACUUGCCAUUUUGGCAGAGCAGUAUGAACAGAGUAUAAAUGAAAUGAUGGCCUCUCAAGCGUUACGGCUAGAUGAGGCUCAAGAAGCAGAAUGCCAGGCCUUGAGGCUACAGCUCCAGCAGGAAAUGGAGCUACUCAAUGCCUACCAGAGCAAAAUCAAGAUGCAAACAGAGGCACAACAUGAACGUGAGCUCCAGAAGCUAGAGCAGAGGGUGUCUCUGCGCAGAGCACAUCUUGAACAGAAGAUUGAAGAAGAGCUGGCUGCCCUUCAGAAGGAACGCAGCGAGAGAAUAAAGUACCUAUUGGAAAGGCAAGAGCGAGAGAUUGAAACUUUUGACAUGGAGAGCCUCAGAAUGGGAUUUGGGAAUUUGGUUACAUUAGAUUUUCCUAAGGAGGACUAUAGAUGAGAUUAAAUUUUUUUGCCAUUUACAAAAAAAAAAAAAAGAAAACAAAAAAAUUCAGACCCUACAAAACCACAUUCCCCAUUUUAACGGGCGUUGCUCUCACUCUCUCUCUCUCUUACUCUUACUGACAUCGUGUCGGACUAGUGCCUGUUUAUUCUUACUCCAUCAGGGGCCCCCUUCCUCCCCCCGUGUCAACUUUCAGUGCUGGCCAGAACUUGGCCAUCUCUUCUAUUCAUAGUACAUGUCACAGUAUUGAUGUGAUUCAGAAUGUUUCAGUGAAAACUUUGGAGACAGUUUUAACAAAACCAAUAAACCAACAACAACAACAAAAAAGUGGAUGUAUAUUGCUUUAAGCAAUCACUCAUUACCACCAAUCUGUGAAAGUAAAGCAAAAAAUAAUAAUAAUAAUAAUAAUAAAUGCCAAGGGGGAGAGAGACACAAUAUCCGCAGCCUUACACCUUAACUAGCUGCUGCAUUAUUUUAUUUUAUUUUAUUUUUUGGUAUUUAUUCAUCAGGAAUUAAAAAAAAAAAACAAAGUUUUAUUAAAGAUUGAAAAUUUGAUACAUUUU
Messenger RNA from Budorcas taxicolor (takin), 3725 nucleotides. RefSeq names its product TAO kinase 3 (gene TAOK3). The transcript is spliced from 22 exons. Gene Ontology annotation, biological process: protein phosphorylation; execution phase of apoptosis. The coding region runs from base 367 to 3159 and encodes 930 amino acids. The record is from RefSeq and is a predicted model, not a curated record. Gene Ontology annotation, molecular function: ATP binding; protein kinase activity. Lineage: Eukaryota; Metazoa; Chordata; Mammalia; Artiodactyla; Bovidae.